Molecule: messenger RNA, 635 nt
Organism: Patella vulgata (common limpet)
Lineage: Eukaryota; Metazoa; Mollusca; Gastropoda; Patellidae
Product: zygote arrest protein 2.S
Exons: 2
Coding region: 104-397 (97 amino acids)
Biological process (GO): translation
Cellular component (GO): cytoplasm
Molecular function (GO): mRNA base-pairing post-transcriptional repressor activity
Source: RefSeq, a predicted model, not a curated record
GGACAUGCGCGCGUUCAUGAUAAUUAUAAUACGUCAUUGGCAACUAUAGUUAGUUGAUUCAUCGGAUAUUGUACUAGUAUUUGAGUUUUUAAUUCCAAUCAUUAUGGGUGGUAACAGAAGAUACGGACAUUUUCAGUGUUCAUCUUGCAGACAGAAGUGGGAGAGUUCACAUGUUUACGUGAAGAAAGGAACGGAAAAGGUGGAGUAUGGACAAGAGUGUAAAAGGUGUAAAAUCGUUUGUUUUCCAUACCAGGUGGAACCAAUCCGAUGUUCUCUCUGUGGCCAAACUGACUGUGACUGUCAAAAAGACAGACAUAUUGAUCCAACUAAAGCCCACAGAGCUGAUCUGUGUAUGAGAUGUAGAGCAGGGAAACACUGUGAUACACGCAAUUGGUAGACGAAUACAUAAAACAUGACCAAAAGUAUUCAAAAUGUUAUUUACAUCACCAACUAAAUUGUAACUGAAAUCAGUGAUUUAUUUAUAUUUUAAAUAUUCAACUUUACUUUUUGUCUUUAAUUUUGUUAAUGUGAUAUAGAUAUCAAAAUAUGAAUUAUAUACAUUUUUGAUACUCAUUUUGUAAUAUGUGAUAAUCUGAAACAACUGUCAAAAUGUGAAUUAUAAUCUAUAGAUUGAA